This is a messenger RNA of Daldinia caldariorum, 1317 nucleotides long. RefSeq lists its product as uncharacterized. Gene Ontology annotation, molecular function: ribonuclease MRP activity. NCBI's taxonomy places the organism in Eukaryota, Fungi, Ascomycota, Sordariomycetes, Xylariales, Hypoxylaceae. Bases 65 to 805 code for a protein of 246 amino acids. The transcript is spliced from 4 exons. Gene Ontology annotation, biological process: tRNA processing; nuclear-transcribed mRNA catabolic process, RNase MRP-dependent; rRNA processing. The record is from RefSeq and is a predicted model, not a curated record. Gene Ontology annotation, cellular component: cytosol; nucleolar ribonuclease P complex; ribonuclease MRP complex.
GUUUCAAAUUAACCCAAAUAAAAUACUAUACCUAAUCAACAACAACAACAAGUUUCAAUCCAAGAUGGAAAGGAGAAAGAAAACAGUCUAUCAGUUAGACACUCCCUAUUCAGCUGUAUCAUGGCCUAGCGUAGCUCUUGAGGACCAAGAGACCAUCUUAGAGCUUCUGUGCAACUUGCUCGUACCUUUGGGUCAGUACCGCUCAGAAUAUGUUGAGCUGUCGAAAGGCAAACGCGAUAAGAAGAGGAAGCGCAAAGCUACAACCGCGCAAUCUGAAAGUAUUGCACCUCCUCCAGCUCCGGAACUAAAGUCUUACGUAGAUGUUGGAAUUGUAACUGUCACACGUCAUUUACAAGAGUUAGCAUCUCAAGCACAAGCCAAGAUAACCAGUUCGGACGACAAGUCUACUACUCAGGAUGCCGCUCACCGAUCUUAUUCAGCCAUUUUCGUAGACCGAUCUGAACUUCCAAAUGUUCUUAAUGGACAUCUCCCACAGGCGGUAGCUAUUGCUUCAAAGGCACAUCCUGAGCAGAUACCCAUCAGGCUAGUAGGGUUCUCGAAGUCAUGUGGCGAGCGUCUAUCUGAGUCGCUGGGCAUACCCCGUGUUUCCUGUAUUGGGAUUCGUCAAGGUGCCCCUGAUUCUAAGGCGUUGGUUGAAUUCACAACCAAGCACGUCCCCAUUAUUGAGAUACAGUGGAUGGAAGAGGCAAAGAAAGCGGAGUACAAGGCAACUAGCAUUAACACGAUCGAGACAUUUGUGGGAACUAAGAAACAGCACAGCCAUGGAUUACCUGGACAACAAUAGGUGUCCUGCCUAAACCCGUUCAUAAAUUCUCAUUGAUAUAGACGCUCUACCUCAUACGAUGAAUUAGAUACCUAUGUCCAUCACAUCAAGCAGCUAUCUAUCUACCUGAUUAAAAUACCUUCGUCCCAAUAUCACAAUAAACGCCACCUUAAACUAGAACGAUAUGCUUCCGUAUACCUCGUGCCUUAGAUACCUACCGAUCUAUUUGAUCAGUUCCUACUUCGCCGCCUCCGUAGACUUUCCUUGUCUAGUCGAUUUCGUUUGCACUAGGAUGGGUACCCGCAUUCACAAACACCAAUCUGACCCAACAUGCUUUGCUAGUACGCUUGGGUAGGCUAGGUACCUAGACAGGUAUGCAUUUUUGCUGGCCUUGAUGUUGUUUUGAGAUAAAUAGCAGUGGAAAUAGGAAGGGGAUGGGCAGAUCCAAAUCCAUUAUACUACAUGUACCUUAGGUAAGUAAGCAAGCUUGAACUGGCCAAGGGGGGAUAAUUAGUACACACUGGGAUAGGGGG